AUUCAAGAUGACACAACGUCUCACCGACACCAUGAAAUGGUUGUGGUGCCUUUUGGUAUUAUAUUCCGGGCCAACAUGGAGUCCAGUAAGAUGUGUUACGGUCAGAACACCGCCAAAGAAUCCCACAACAGUAGAAGCACAAGCUAAAUUCUUUCAGGACUUUUUCUCAGUACAGUUAAGUCCGUACAAGAUCGAAUUCGGACAUGUCUGUGAGGACCCGAACAAUUGGGAACAACGCUACGAGAAGAAAGAUUACAAGAAUCACAGGGACAUGGGCAAAGUCCGCUGGGGGGAUAAAAAAGGAGGCUACGGUGAACACUACUGGGACUUGAACCACGCAGGCCAUGCGGGAGACCACGGAGAUGAAGCGUACGAUAGCCCAGACGAUAGUUCGUACCACGAGGACAGACAGGAACCGUAUGAAGAACCCAGUGAACAAGUACACAAGUAUGAUGAUGAAGACGGAUAUGGACCCGAAUACCCAUCGAAGUACGAUGAACCCAAUAGAGCUAAAAGGGCAAAUACAAAAAGAAAUCUGAAGAAAGCUAAAGGUGAACAAGACCGACAAAAAGCUCAAGAAAAAACCAAAACCGAAGAAUCGACAGAAACAAAACCAGUUGAUGAAUAUGACGCUGAAGCCAGUGAAGAAAAGGAAACAUAUGAAAUAAAAACAAAACAAAAAUCCCAAAGAAUAGAAAAAGAACACAAAUCAGAGGAACCAGUACAACCGAGAGAAAAGAAUCACGUAGUUCUAAUUUUAAGCCAAAAAGAAAGAAAUACACCAGAAACUGGUGAUCAGACACCUCGUACCAAAGAAGAUGCAAAGCAUUACGUUCCCUACGAAGGAGGCGCUGGAGUGAGACAGCAUCAGUAUCCAGAAGUGAUACGGACCGCUGGUCCUCGACUCUUUCUAGAACCUUCAACUGGUCAUGUUGUAGACAGAGCCACCGGACAAGCGUACGUUUUGCAACCCCUUGUUCAUAAACCUAGUUCUAGUUAA
Papilio xuthus (Asian swallowtail) is the source of this 1000-nucleotide messenger RNA. RefSeq lists its product as uncharacterized. The coding region runs from base 8 to 1000 and encodes 330 amino acids. The record is from RefSeq and is a predicted model, not a curated record. The transcript is spliced from 4 exons. NCBI's taxonomy places the organism in Eukaryota, Metazoa, Arthropoda, Insecta, Lepidoptera, Papilionidae.